Messenger RNA from Lachancea nothofagi CBS 11611, 1941 nucleotides. Lineage: Eukaryota; Fungi; Ascomycota; Saccharomycetes; Saccharomycetales; Saccharomycetaceae. The record is from the annotation of a GenBank genome assembly.
AUGGGAGUUCAAGGACUACUUCCACAAUUGAAACCCAUUCAGCAGCCCAUCACUUUGGCUAGAUACCAAGGCCAAACUUUGGCAAUUGAUGGGUAUGCUUGGCUUCACAGGGCCGCUCAUUCGUGUGCUGAAGACCUGGCUUUAGAUCUCCCGUCUACGAGGUAUCUUGAGUUUUUCGUGAAACGUCUUGACAUGCUACGAAAUCGCUUUCAUAUCAAUCCUUACUUAGUAUUUGAUGGAGAUGCAAUUACAGUGAAGAAGGACACAGAAGUAAAAAGACGACAAAAAAGAGUUGAGAAUCGUGAAAAGGCGCUGGCACUUUGGAAGUCUGGGGAUAAGAGACAAGCAUACGAAUAUUUUCAGAAAAGUGUCGAUGUAACGCCCGAAAUGGCUAAGUGCAUCAUCGAGUACUGCCAAACACAAAGUAUACAGUAUGUGGUAGCUCCCUUCGAAGCCGAUGCGCAAAUGGUUUAUCUCGAAAAUAAGGGAAUGGCACAUGGCAUCAUUUCAGAAGACUCCGAUCUCCUCAUUUUCGGGUGCCGCAAAUUGAUAACCAAAUUGAAUGAUCACGGUGAAGCUGUGGAAAUAUGCCGAGAUGAUUUCACACACCUACCUAGUAAGUUUCCGCUUUUCCAGCUUAGCCCAGAGCAAACAAGAGCCAUGGUUUGCCUCUCCGGGUGCGAUUAUACCGCAGGUAUUCCCAAAGUAGGGCUCCUGACUGCAAUAAAAUUAGUCAAGAAAUUCAAAACUAUCGACAAAAUCAUCCUUAACAUACAACGCGAGGGCAGGUUUACUGUUCCUAAAGAUUUUGCUGACGAAUACCAACUAGCAACUUUUGCAUUUCAAUUCCAGAGAGUUUAUUGUCCUGAGCGCAGAGAAGUCACUACAUUAAACGAGAUUCCGCUUGAGCUUAAAGAUUGCCAAGCUCUGUUCAGUUGCAUAGGUAAAGUGGUCCAUAAGACGGAGCGUGUUAAAAGAAUAAUCAUCAACAAUGAAGACAUCGAUCAUGAACUACACGGUAAAAUUGCAGCAGGAGAAAUUUGCCCUUAUAAUUUUGAAAAAGCACUAAUAAACCGUGAAAGGAAAUUACAAUUGACCGCGAAAUCAGAACCUAUAAUUUCAAUUCCGGCGACAAGCAAUACCAAGUCAAUUGAUUCUUUUUUCUCAAAAUCCGCUUCGGUUAGUGUGUCAGCAACUCCUCAGGGAGGAAGCGCUCAAAUCCGAGCCGCAACUAGAAUUCAAGAGCAGAAAUUAUUGGAAAGUAAAAGAAAAUUGCAGUCCACAGUCGAACGCCGUAAAUUGUCAAGACACGACAUGCCAACGUCUAACAGUGCCUCUAGCAAAUUUUUCAAUCAAUCGAAUAGACCUUCCGAGCGCUCAAUGAGCACAAAAGCUAUUAGUAUGUCGGUGAAUACCCCAAUAGCAGAACGUCUAUCUUCUCAGCUAGAAGAACAAUUAUUGGAAAGUGACGUAAAUUUGGUAGGCAAAGGCUUAACGUCACAAAGCAGUGACGCUGUUAUUUCUCAGGAAGACAUACCCACUGACAUCCCUAGCUCAUUGGCAUCUACUGAAAUACCUAGUUCAAUGCUUCCCACUCAAAUUGACCAAGAUUCUGUACCUUUCAGUGAAGAAGAGUCUGAAAGCCUUAGUGAGGUGGAGGAGCCCGCCAAAACUGACGACAUUCGCGCCAAUCAAAAGAAAAGGCACUGUGCUUCCUUGGCAGGCCUCCGCGAAAGUUUUAGCUAUGGCAGAGCUCCUUUGAGAGAGAGAGACCCUAACACUGUUGUUCCCUCUACUAAAAGUAAGCAUCCUGACUCUAAAGUUCAGAGACCAAGUUUGAAGAGAUCAAAUCACUAUGUGGCAUCCCCAUCCUCUACAGGAUUACAAAGAAAUGUUACUCGGACCUUGAGUUUAUCAGACUUCAUUUACAGGGGCCAGUAG